Populus nigra (black poplar) is the source of this 1560-nucleotide messenger RNA. Its product is annotated as purple acid phosphatase 3-like. Bases 498 to 1496 code for a protein of 332 amino acids. Gene Ontology annotation, molecular function: ferrous iron binding; acid phosphatase activity; ferric iron binding. The transcript has 8 exons. NCBI's taxonomy places the organism in Eukaryota, Viridiplantae, Streptophyta, Magnoliopsida, Malpighiales, Salicaceae. The record is from RefSeq and is a predicted model, not a curated record.
UACAUGCAAUUUAAUUGUAACUAACGGUAGAGUCAAAGGAUGAGAUUGGUGAGUGGCAAAUAAUUCUGCAGCCAAUGUGAGCAAUUGGCGAGGUUUAUUUACCCAAUGGUGAUAGACUUGCAGAGCCAACUUUUUAGUAUGGAUUGUCAGGGUCAGGGCAAAAGUACACCAGCCUUGUGACAUCAAGCAAGCGCCAAUAUAGCACCACCACCUUCAAUCCAUCUUCGUUCCUUGAAUUCUCUUGCUCAUCAAUGAUUUUCUUUCAUAGGUUUACGUCUCUUUUGGUAUUGAACAAGACAAAACAAGAAAUUUCCAGGAAAGUGGAUUUUGAUGGUGACCACUGAUGAAUUUAGUCCAUUAAUAGAAUGAAGUUUCCUUUGCCCUCAUUGAAUCUCUUAUCCUGAAUCUGCAUGGAUACUAUCUGUAGCUAGCUAACGGGUGGUUUUUUCGACUUUGAACAUCUUUAGAGACACCACAAUUUUUGUGUCCAGGAUAUCAUGGCUAGUUUCAGUCACCAUUUCAGUUCAAUGCACCUCGUAUGGAUGGCCUGCUUGCAUGUGUAUGUUCUUUGUGCCUUAGCUGAGCUUCAGCGAUUCAAGCAACCUACCAAGGAGGAUGGCUCAAUUAGCUUUUUGGUGGUUGGAGACUGGGGAAGAAAAGGAAAUUAUAAUCAAUCCAAUGUUGCAUUUCAGAUGGGAAGAAUAGGAGAAGAAUUGAGCAUUGAUUUCGUUGUUUCUACUGGAGACAACUUUUACGAGGACGGGUUGAGAAGCAUAAAUGACCCUGUGUUUGAGAAAUCAUUUAGCAAAAUCUAUACUGCAAAGAGCCUUCAAAAGCAGUGGUACAGUGUUUUAGGCAACCAUGACUACCGGGGAAAUGUCAAGGCUCAAUUAAGUCCGAACCUGAGGAAUAUAGAUAGCCGAUGGAUUUGCCUGAGAUCUUUCAUUCUUAACGCAGAAAUUGUGGAAUUGUUCUUCAUCGACACCACUCCAUUUGUGGACAAGUACUUUCUGAAGCCAAAGCACCAUCAUUAUGAUUGGAGAGGAGUGAUGCCAAGGCAGCACUAUCUUUCAAACCUCUUGAAGGACUUGGAAUCAGCUUUGCAGGACUCCACUGCUAACUGGAAGAUUGUAGUUGGGCAUCAUACUAUCAGAAGCAUUGGCCAUCAUGGGGAAACAAAUGAGCUAAAGAAGCAACUUCUCCCGCUUCUUGAGGCAAACAAUGUUGAAAUGUACAUAAAUGGGCAUGAUCAUUGCUUGGAACACAUAACCAGCAGCACAAGCCAAAUCCAAUUUUUAACAAGUGGAGGUGGUUCGAAGGCAUGGAAAGGGGAUAUUGAUCAACUAAACAAAGGAGGAGUCAAGUUUUAUUAUGAUGGGCAAGGUUUCAUGUCCCUGGAACUAAGGCAGACACAUGUAAAGAUAGUAUUCUAUGAUGUUUUUGGCAAAGUUCUGUACAAUUUGAACAUGUUUAAGCAGCUCAACCCUGUCAUCUAGGACCACAUUAUGGAAAACAGGUGUUUUCCACUCUUCAUCAAAUAUAUAAUGCAGUGAUUAAUCA